AUGGAAUUUAGAAAGGCUUCCAAAGCUACGGUCCCGGUUCAAUCGAUUCCGUGGAAACGGGGCCAUGAGUUUAAAAGGUCUUUCGGCGCAGUUGCAUUUAUCUUCGGUCUCUCAACUAUUAUCUACGUCUUCACUUUCCUCUGUAAUGAUGUGUCUGGCUGCCCUGCCCCGUCGCUGCUCGAUCCAUCGACAUUUUCCAUCGAUAAGUUAAAGGACGAAGCUGGUUGGCCUCAAGACGGUCUCAAAGCUUUUUUUGACGUGCGAGUGACCUUGUGGGUGCUGAGUUACUACUUUCUCAGUCUGAUUUUGUACGUGUUUCUACCUGGCGAGGUGGUUGAGGGCACGGAAUUAGCCUGCAAAGGGAGGCUUCGGUAUAAGUUUAACGGUAUGGACCCCUGGAUGCUCUUUUUAUGGUAUCUUUCUAAUCGGGUUCCAGCGUUUUCUUCUGCCAUUUGUAUCCUUUCUGGUUUAGCUCUGGGCACAUACGUGUACGGUGCUGAUUUCAUUAUAUGGGUUUUUAUCUGGGACAACUACUUGCAGAUUAUCACGGCCAACUUGAUAAUCUGUAUGGCCCUCGCCACCUUCGUUUAUGCAAAAAGUUUCUCGAUCCCGGAGCCUGGUCAACUCAAUCCUGAACUAAGAGAGUUGGCACCGGGUGGCCACACCGGAAAUGCUCUGUAUGACUUCUUCAUAGGCCGGGAGCUGAAUCCGCGGAUACAACUGCCUGUUCCUUUUGUCGACGAGGCCUCACGAACAAUCGAUAUUAAUGUAUGGUGUGAGAUGAGGCCAGGACUACUUGGAUGGAUCAUAUUGAACUUGUCCAACAUGGCCCGCCAAUACAGAACGUAUGGCUACAUUUCAAACUCUAUCGCACUCUCGACCGCAUCCCAAACCUUCUAUGUGCUGGAUGCGCUGUACAUGGAACGAGCAGUUCUAACUACGAUUGAUGUGAUUAUGGAUGGAUUCGGUUAUAUGCUCUCUUUUGGACACCUGGUAUGGGUACCUUUCAUCUACAAUCUGCAAACCAGAUAUCUUGCGGUUUUCCCACUAGAAUUGUGCUUGAGAGAUAUUCUGUUACUUCUGACCGUUACCGGUGUGGGGUACUCGAUCUUCCGCGGAGCCAACAAUCAAAAGAACCGUUUCCGUACGGACCCCAACGACACCCGUUUGAAGCAUAUCAAACACAUCCAGACAUCAAGUGGCUCCAAGCUGAUGAUUUCCGGCUGGUGGGGAUUAGCGCGCCACAUCAACUACUUAGGCGACUGGCUGAUGUCGUGGUCGUAUUCAUUGCCUACCGGGGUUUCCGGCUAUAUCAUGAUUGAAAGUAUUAACGGCGCUGGCGACAUACAGAAGCAGGCCGUACAGACCCCUAAAGUCCGCGGCUGGGGAAUCGUUUUCACCUACUUCUUCAUGCUUUAUUUUGGUAUUCUGCUCAUCCACCGGGAGGCGCGUGACGAAGAAAAGUGCAAAAGGAAAUAUGGCGCCGACUGGAAGCGCUAUACGUCGAUCGUUCGCAGCCGCAUUGUCCCCGGCCUUUACUAG
Molecule: messenger RNA, 1542 nt
Organism: Penicillium egyptiacum
Lineage: Eukaryota; Fungi; Ascomycota; Eurotiomycetes; Eurotiales; Aspergillaceae
Source: the annotation of a GenBank genome assembly